This is a messenger RNA of Durotheca rogersii, 2043 nucleotides long. RefSeq lists its product as uncharacterized. The transcript has 4 exons. Gene Ontology annotation, biological process: regulation of DNA-templated transcription. The coding region runs from base 1 to 2043 and encodes 680 amino acids. The record is from RefSeq and is a predicted model, not a curated record. Lineage: Eukaryota; Fungi; Ascomycota; Sordariomycetes; Xylariales; Xylariaceae. Gene Ontology annotation, molecular function: DNA-binding transcription factor activity, RNA polymerase II-specific; transcription cis-regulatory region binding. Gene Ontology annotation, cellular component: nucleus.
AUGUUCGACUGCAGCGACGCAGAGGUCUCGUCCCCUCUGCCGGGCCCCAGCAAGACAUUUAGCAUCGAGUUCGCCAUGCCGGUCGAGGGAGAUCCCCGAGACAACUUCAAGAUGCUGAGGGAGAAGCACGAGCAUUAUCUCGAUACCCUCGUGCCGUCCACCCCGGGGCCCGGCGACGACCCGGCGAUGUCAUCUCCCUCUGCCAGGGGCGCGUUUAGUUUCAACAACCUCUCCAUCCCGACCCCUUCGUCGACGACAACUACGAGCUCCGUCCGCUCGCGGCCCAUGACCUCCCUCGGCAUCAAGCCGCAGUUCAACCUCGACUCGGCCAAGAAGCUGCUCGAUUCGUUCCGGCACAUGUUGCCGUCCUGUCCGUGCAUCGUGCUACCGGCAGAGGCCGACGUGCGGUCCAUGGCUCGCAACUCGCCGUUCGUAUUAUUGGCCAUCCUCGCCGUAACCAGUUGCUCUUCGAGCCUCCAGGGUCACAGCCUCUACGACGAAGAGUUCCGCAAGAUACUGGGCUUGAAAUUUGUUUCCGGCAGUGAAAGGUCUCUCGAGCUGCUGCAGGGGCUGCUAAUCUACUGCUGCUGGUACCCGUUCCACCUGCGCCCGAAGAGCAGGCAGAUGGUGCAAUAUUUACGCAUGGCCGUGGAUCUAGUGCAUGAUCUAGAACUAGACGAAGAGACAAGCUUAGAUCUCGUCUCACACUCACCCAAGGAGAGGGAAGCGAAGAUUCAGGGAAUCCGAGCACACUCGUGGGUGUGGUCAAAGCCGUACGGCCUAAAGUACACGGUGUGGAUGUCCGACUGCUGCGAUGCUUUGGAGCAGCAGAGCGAUCUCGAGCAGGACCAUGUCCUCGCCUGGCUCAUCCGGAUGCAGUACAUCCUGAACGAAAUCGAGGAGUCGCAGAGGAAUAGAAGGCCUGAUGCCGAUGAGCAAUCCAUCCAUCAUCGCCAGCUUAUUCGCCUCGGCCUCGAGUCGCGUCUACGGGAUUUCCAAACCAGGAUUCCCGGCCACCUCUCAAACACACCGAGCAUAGUGAUCGUUUCCCUGACGGCGGACGCGUACCUACUCGCGGCACCGCUGAUGCGGACGCCGAGUUCGCAAACGCCGGAGGAGAUGGCAACGGCGGCUGUCGGCCAUGUCGCGGCAGCGCAACUACAGAGGGCAGCUCACACAACGCGGGCGCUGCUCAACUUUAUGGCGUCGCUUCCGCCGGCGCAGAUAGGCUACUUCUGCGGGGCCGACAUGACACGCUUUAUCAUCGGCAUCAUCCUCGGCUUCCGGCUGUCGUUCCCGGUACCGGCGUGCCCGACCUACGACCACGCGCACGGGCGCCACGUGCUCGACUUCGGGAAGUACCUUUCCAUCUUGACCACCAGCGACGACUACGAUUCCGACGGUUACGGCAAUGGCACCAGCGGCGAGGACGGUGGCGCCGGGGAGGAGGGCGGCGGCACGGCGGCAGGGAACGAUCCCGCGGCCGAGGAGGCGGCCGGAGGGGGAGGGGACGGCAAGGAGACGGGGAGGAAGAAAUUCGACGCGGUAACGGCGCUUAAGGUCGUGCUUAAGUCGGUCAGGAGCAAGUUCGAGGAGAAGAGCGCUCGGCUCGCGGCCGCGACCGCGGUCGAGGAGAGCACGCGAAGGGCGCGCAUGUGUCCCAUGUUCGACGGCAGCAUGGACCAGUACAUUCCCCUGUGGGCGGGGCAGCAGGGGGUCGACAACGACGGCGGCGCCAGCGGCAGCAUGAUUGGCACCUCGUCGCUCUCGUCGUCGUACGCGACGUCGCAGCGCAGCGCGGCGAGCGCGGUUCCGAGCGGCGUGGCAGCGGCGGACGUGGCCGCGUCCUCCGGCAGGGGAGGAGCAGCAGCAGGAAUGGGAGGGGCAGGGGGCGUGCCCCCUCCCUUGCAAUUCCACGAUAUGUGGACCACGAUGACGAUGGGUUGGGCGAUGGACAUGUCUCAGGGCCUCGACGCGGGCGCGGAUGUGGCGGAUAUCGAGAACGUGGAAGGAUUUGGGUACUUGGGCCUGGACGGGGUGUGA